AUGAGUAUAGAUUUGUGCACAGCUGGUAGAAUAUAUCUAACCAUCUACUUUGCUAGCAGCGACGAGUGUCCGUGUUUCUGUCCAUGGGGUUUUCGUGCCUCCGUACUCUUUCGAUGGGUGUAUACACACCGGUAUAUGUCUGUUUGCGGAGCUGUGGGGAGUGAGCAAUCGUUCCCUGUGGUAAAAAAAAGAGUUAAACCCUUUUCUGAAGCUCUUUGGCGUCAGGCAUGGAGGCCUUUGGAUAUUGUGCUAGCCAACCGACCAUCAAGCCGUAUACCAAGUAAGCCAGACCUACACGGACGUUUCGUUUCCGUCGUAGAGAAGUUUCCAGGCCAGACCUACGAGUGGUAUUGCGCGAAUGCGCUCGUACUGUGUCUUCAGUGGUUCGCUGCUGAUUACAUAGCAAUUUUUCGAAGUUGCACAAGUGUCUGGCAAGGCGGUUUUAGUGUGCGCGAUGCGACUUUAGUCGAUACUCUAGAGAGUGUAGCUUGCUGGAAGUCCUAUGAUGAUCUAGGAGUUUCGUUCCUAGAUUGUCCCCCUUCGUAUAUACUAGACCUACAGGAGACGUACGCACGCACGUUCUUUUGUAUCGUGUCUACAGUCUUUGUUACUGUAGCACUGGCGAUUCUUGCGAUUGCGAACGGCACUUUGUGCUCUAGUAUGUCUAGCCGAGUUGGUUCUUGUGUGCGCGAUGCGGUUGCGGUGUCAGCCGAUACUCUAGAGAAAGCUAGCUGGUUGAGAUUCUGUCUCCGAGGAAAUACUGGCGUCAAAAGUUCCCAGAUGGGACCCCAUUUCUUUCUAGACCUACAAGGGGACAUUGCACGGAAUGCACCUUUGUACAUUGCAAGUAUUUAUACUUGCGCCAAGUGUCUAGCAGAGCUAGUUUGUCGUGCGUUUGAUGCAGUUGCGGUUGCCAACUCGUACUUCAGAGAAAGAUGGUUAGUUGAGAGGGUGUAG
Molecule: messenger RNA, 957 nt
Organism: Phycomyces blakesleeanus NRRL 1555(-)
Lineage: Eukaryota; Fungi; Mucoromycota; Mucoromycetes; Mucorales; Phycomycetaceae
Exons: 9
Coding region: 1-957 (318 amino acids)
Source: RefSeq, a predicted model, not a curated record